Messenger RNA from Aspergillus welwitschiae, 708 nucleotides. RefSeq lists its product as uncharacterized. The transcript has 4 exons. Lineage: Eukaryota; Fungi; Ascomycota; Eurotiomycetes; Eurotiales; Aspergillaceae. The coding region runs from base 68 to 418 and encodes 116 amino acids. The record is from RefSeq and is a predicted model, not a curated record.
CGUCACUCAUCCCGAGCUCUCCCCAGCGCCCCCAACCUCAUUUCCUUCCAACAUCACCAACUAGUUCAUGACCAUGAACGCGUGCAAGAGAAUGUUGCCCGGCCUGCGCUCCGUCGCAACCAAGUCGGUAUUUGUCCCGGCGCGGAGCUUUUCGGUCUCUUCUCCCUUCAUGAGGGAGGCUGCUCCCACUCUGCCUACGAAGAAGCCCGUGGGCGCAUUUCGCGGAGGUCUCUUUGGGUUCCUUACUGGCGCGAUUGCUGCCAGCGCCGGAGUCUACUUCUAUAUCCUGGGCGAGUACAGGAUCGCGAACGAAAUGCUGACAGAAGAUAUCAUCGCUCUUCAAGGAGCUACACAAAAGCUGCAGACGUACAUUGGGGAACUAGAAAGGAAGGUCGACCAGUUGCAGAAGAAGAAAUAGGCUUGAACAUUCUCAUUUGAUGCGGAACUUAUUACCCUGUUCAUUCAAUCCUUUCAUUUGUUCACUCUGUCACAGCUAGUCCGGGCAUUCAUAUUCCCAUUUCUGUUUUACCGCUCAAGUUCAUCUUCGGGUCUUAGCAUCAAUCAUGUUUCUUAGUUCAAAUUGCAGGGUCUGGCACGGGUGAGCGCCAGGAGUGAAACAGCGACGGAGGGUCGCGUAAUGAACCAACAGCCCUGUAUACGAAAAGGAUUUACCUAUGUGUACACUAAUAUUUGCCAUGAAUAUCUUCC